UUAUGUACCUGAAGAAGAUGCCUUAGCAGACAAUGUAAUAUGGUUUGUGCUUGAGGAGAAGGCUCAAAACAUGGGAACUCAGUGCAUGCUGAAAAUGACAUUCUCUGGCAAACACCAACUACUACACCAGCAUUUGGAAGCAGACCAAGAGGGUACACCUCACGAUCAAAUUCAAGAUCGACACCUGGAGAUGGAUACCAAACCUGUAGAUGAGCUUCAACCAGUAUGCAUAUCAGACAUGUCAAGGAAAAUGGACAAGUUACUUCAAGAGAUGUUAUAUGCAUGGAAACUGUUACCUGCAUCCCUCGAUGGCCGUAAUCUAACCAAGAUACUUCCUCAAUUAAGUUUGUUUUCUCUUCUGAUUGACCACAAG
This is a messenger RNA of Striga asiatica, 373 nucleotides long. The record is from the annotation of a GenBank genome assembly. Lineage: Eukaryota; Viridiplantae; Streptophyta; Magnoliopsida; Lamiales; Orobanchaceae.